Molecule: messenger RNA, 1734 nt
Organism: Gossypium raimondii (Peruvian cotton)
Lineage: Eukaryota; Viridiplantae; Streptophyta; Magnoliopsida; Malvales; Malvaceae
Product: receptor-like protein EIX1
Exons: 2
Coding region: 1-1734 (577 amino acids)
Molecular function (GO): protein binding
Source: RefSeq, a predicted model, not a curated record
AUGGGAAGCUUACUACAAUUCCCUGCUAGGAGGCAAAAUAAAUCCUUCACUGCUGGAGUUGAAGGAGCAAUUCCUCAUAACCUUGGGAAUCUCUCAAAGUUGCAGUAUCUUGAUCUUGGAGAUAAUAAUCUCAACUCUAAAACUCUUCAAUGGGUUUCUGGACUUUCUUCCUUGCAGUACGUUGAUUUGAGUUAUGCGGAUCUUUCUAAAGCAACUGAUUGGGCACAGGUAACAUUCAAACUUCCCUCUUUGUUAGAGUUGCACUUGCCAGAUUGUCGUUUAGAAGAUGAUCCAUUUUUCAACAGUAUUAAUUCUUCAAAAUCACUGGCUGUUCUUGAUCUCCCUAGGAACAGCUUCUCUUCAGUACCUAAGUGGAUAUUUAGUCUUCGUGGUCUUGUGUCCAUUGAUAUUACUGGCUAUUCUUUGGAAGGCCCAAUUCCAGAUUACUUUGGGAACAUCUCGUUUCUUGAAGUUCUUGAUCUUAGUUGGAACAAUCUCAAUUCAUCCAUACCCAAUUCCUUGUAUAGUUUAAACCGUCUUCAGUUCCUUAGUCUUAGCGAGACCCAGUUACAAGGAACAAUCUCGAGUGCCAUUGGAAACUUGAGCUCUGUUACUCAGCUUGAUCUUUCAUCCAAUCAAUUAAACGGCCAAAUUCCCUUGUCUAUAGGGCAGUUGUCAUCUUUGGAGGAGUUUGAUGUUUCAUACAAUCAGUUAAACGGCCAAAUUCCCUUGUCUAUAGGGCAGUUGUCAUCUCUGAAGAAGUUUGAUGUUUCAUACAAUCAAUUAAACGGCCAAAUUCCCUUGUCUAUAGGGCAGUUGUCAUCUUUGGAGGAGUUUGAUGUUUCAGAAAAUCAAUUAAAUGGUCAAAUUCCAUUGUCUAUAGGGGAGUUAUCAUCUUUGGAGGUAUUUGAUGUUUCAAAAAAUCAAUUAAAUGGUACUUUUCCUCUAUCUUUUGGACGACUAGAAAGUUUGGAAACUCUGGAUUGUGGGUAUAAUCUAUUAGAAGGAGUUGUAUCAGAAACCCAUUUUUCUAAUCUCACGAGAUUGACAACUCUAGCAGCAUCACACAAUCGGCUUAGAUUUGAACCAAACUCAAGCUGGAUUCCCCCAUUUCAAUGUGGAAGGAUCGAAAUGGAUCACUGGCAUCUUGGCCCAAAGUUUCCCCAGUGGCUAAAAUUCCAAAAGAAAUUGUCUUAUUUGGAUAUCUCCUAUGCAGGAAUUUUAGAUGUCAUGCCCACUUGGUUUUUGAACCUUCCCACUCCAUUUGAAUAUUUAAACCUUUCCUCGAAUCAACUUAGAGGAGAGAUUUCAUAUUUGAAUGUGAGAAACUCUGUUGAUUUGAGUUCAAACCGAUUCAUGGGCCCAUUGCCAAGAGUAUUCCCAACUUUACGAUUUCUAAUUUUAUCAAAUAAUUCAUUCUCGGGAUCUCUUUUUGAAUUAGUUUGUAAUUCAUCAAGUGAGAAAGGGAUGGAAGUUCUUUACAUUGAUAAAAAUCUUAUCUCAGGAGAUAUUCCAGAUUGUUGGAAUCAUUGGCAGAAUUUGUUCCUUUUAAAUUUGGGAAACAACAAUUUGACCAGUAAAAUCCCAACUUCCUUAUGGUAUCUAAGUCUUACAAUGCUAAACCUUCGAAACAAUACAUUGUUUGGAGAAUUGCCAUACACAUUGCAAAAUUCUCCACAUUUGAGAAUGUUUGAUCUUAGUGAAAAUCAUUUCAGUGGAAGUGUACCAGCAUAG